Messenger RNA from Adineta steineri, 1302 nucleotides. The record is from the annotation of a GenBank genome assembly. Lineage: Eukaryota; Metazoa; Rotifera; Eurotatoria; Adinetida; Adinetidae.
AUGUCUGCAAUUUUGCCAAUACAAGAUCAACUUCUCCGCUGUUGUCGAGAUCCUAUAGAUCCGAAUACUGACGAAUUAUAUGAAUUAAAUAAUGUUUUAAAAAGAAUUAAUCGAGAUAAUAAAAGAUAUUUAAUUGAUUGUGAAGAUGCCACUAAUCGAGCACCCUUAUUUCAUGCAAUUGAAAGUGGUAAAUCAUUAAACUUUCUUAAACAAUUACUUGAAUUUCAAGCUCGUGUUACAAGUCGAAUAUUAAUCUGUGCUAUUCGAUAUGGUAAUUUAGAUAUAUUAAAAUUAUUUCAUGAAUAUGGUGCUGAUUUUCGACAAUCUUAUCAUACUUUAUCACUGUUACAUGAAUGUAUACUGUUACAUAAAAAUAAUUUAAUUAGUUUUUUAAUUGAACAAGGAAAUGUCGAUCCAAAUAGUGUUAAUCACGAUCAUGAAACUCCAUUAUUAUACGCAAUAUUUCGUACAAAUAUCGAAGCAAUACAUAUUCUUCUACGUUAUUCAGCGACUGAUCCAUGUUUAAUAAGUACACUUAAGAAAAAAGUAACUAGCUUUCAUAUUGCUUGUGAGAUGGGUAUUGAUGAAGUACUUCCAACGAUGCUAAAAGAUAUUUCAAUUACAAAUAUAAAUAAAUUAUCUAGUAGUGAUCAAACACCAUUUGAUCUAUUUUUAUCUUGUUAUUUAUUUACAAAACAUAAUUUAUAUAUGAAUGAAGAAUCAUUAAAAAAUUUCUCAGUAUUAUUCGAUUUAUUUAUUUCUUAUGGUGCUAAAUUACAUCAUUUAACAAAAGCAUAUCGACGUACACGUGCACCAUAUGUUACAAAAAUCUUAACAAUAAUUCUUAAAAAAAAUAUUGUCUUUUCCGAUAUUAUUCUUCAAACGGGUCGUUCAACGAUUAUUAGUUAUUUACAAUCACUUAUUUGUGAAUCAUUAGGUGAUUGGCCUUAUGUUGUUGAAUCAAAUGAUGAUAUAACAGUAAAACAACGUCAAUUAAUACUUCGACAACUUUAUGAAUUAUUUAUGUUUGCUUAUUUUAAAUCAAGAAAUCGUCAAGAAAUUAAUAAAAAAUUAUUGACAAGAUGCUGUUCAGCUAAUGAAAAAAGUUCGAAAAUUAAACAAAUUUUAUGGUUAUUUAUUCAAAAUUUUAUUGAAUCAAAAAAAGAAGUUGGUCUUUUAAAAUCAAUAUGUCGAACAAAUAUUCUUUUGAAUAUUGAUUCGAUUGAUAAACAUUGUACAUAUACAAAUUUGGGUGUGAACAAAAAUCUUGAACCAUACCUUUUAUUUUUUACUAAGAUUUAA